Messenger RNA from Sorex araneus (European shrew), 6239 nucleotides. It is a transcript of the gene GOPC, whose product is annotated as golgi associated PDZ and coiled-coil motif containing. Gene Ontology annotation, biological process: negative regulation of protein localization to cell surface. The transcript is spliced from 9 exons. The record is from RefSeq and is a predicted model, not a curated record. The coding region runs from base 247 to 1629 and encodes 460 amino acids. NCBI's taxonomy places the organism in Eukaryota, Metazoa, Chordata, Mammalia, Eulipotyphla, Soricidae. Gene Ontology annotation, molecular function: transmembrane transporter binding. Gene Ontology annotation, cellular component: trans-Golgi network transport vesicle; membrane; Golgi apparatus.
ACGCAUGCGCAGCGGGGGCGGGCCGGGAGGUGGGAUGGCCGUGUCUUCCGUGUGCCACCGCUGCCGCCUCUGCCGCGCUGCUCUUGCCGCUGGGUUCUUGCAUUGCCGGCGUUAGCCGCGCGAGGGGAAAGGAGGGCACCGUCGGAGCGUGCGUGCGCGGGGUCCCCGCAGUUCCAGCAGUUCUUCUCGCGCCUGCUGGGCGGUGCGGGGGGUCAGCAGCAGUCGAAGGAGGCCCUAGACGGCGCCAUGUCGGCGGGCGGCCCGUGCCCGGCUGGAGCCGGAGGGGGCCCCGGGGGUGCCUCCUGCGCGGUGGGGGUCUCCCCCGGCGGGGUCUCCAUGUUCCGGUGGCUGGAGGUGCUGGAGAAGGAGUUCGACAAGGCCUUUGUAGAUGUGGAUCUGCUCCUGGGCGAGAUCGAUCCGGAUCAGGCGGACAUCACUUACGAGGGGCGACAGAAGAUGACCAGCCUGAGCUCCUGCUUUGCGCAGCUUUGCCACAAAGCCCAGACCGUGUCCCAGAUCAACCACAAGCUAGAGGCACAAUUAGUGGACCUGAAAUCUGAACUUACAGAAACCCAAGCAGAGAAAGUUGUACUGGAGAAAGAAGUACAUGAUCAGCUCUUACAGUUGCACUCUGUUCAGCUUCAGCUUCAUGCCAAAACUGGUCAAAGUGUUGACUCUGGUACCAUUAAGGCAAAACUGUCUGUCCCCUCUGUGGAGGAACUGGAGCAAGAGCUUGAAGCAAACAAAAAAGAGAAAAUGAAAGAAACUCAACUUGAAGCUGAAGUCAAGUUAUUGAGAAAAGAAAACGAAGCCCUUCGUAGACAUAUAGCUGUUCUCCAGGCUGAAGUGUAUGGGGCAAGACUGGCUGCCAAAUAUUUGGACAAGGAACUUGCAGGAAGGGUCCAGCAAAUACAGUUACUAGGACGAGAUAUGAAGGGACCUGCUCAUGAUAAGCUUUGGAACCAGUUGGAAGCUGAAAUACAUUUGCAUCGUCACAAAACUGUUAUCAGAGCUUGCAGAGGACGUAAUGACCUAAAACGGCCAAUGCAAGCACCGCCAGGCCAUGAUCAAGACUCUUUAAAGAAAAGUCAAGGUGUUGGCCCCAUUAGAAAAGUUCUCCUCCUCAAGGAAGACCAUGAAGGCCUUGGCAUUUCAAUUACAGGUGGAAAAGAACAUGGUGUUCCAAUCCUUAUUUCUGAGAUUCACCCAGGACAGCCUGCUGACAGAUGUGGGGGGCUACAUGUUGGAGAUGCUAUUUUGGCCGUUAAUGGAGUUAACCUAAGGGACACAAAGCAUAAAGAAGCUGUAACUAUUCUUUCUCAGCAGAGGGGAGAGAUUGAGUUUGAAGUAGUAUAUGUGGCUCCCGAAGUGGAUUCUGAUGAUGAAAAUGUCGAGUAUGAAGAUGAGAGUGGACAUCGCUACCGUUUGUACCUUGAUGAGUUAGAGGGAGGUAGUAAUUCUGGUGCUAGUUGCAAAGACACAAGCGGGGAAAUCAAAGUGCUACAAGGAUUUAAUAAGAAGACAAUAACUGAUGGACAUGAAAACGGAAACCUAGGUGAAACUCCACUAGAAGACAGUGCUUCUAAGUUAGACGAUCUGCACAGUCUCUAUCAUAAAAAAUCCUAUUAAAUUGACUGUCUCCAGACAAGAUUGCUAAUGAGACUAUUCUGAAUUUGGGGCACUAGGGAAGUCAGUGACAAAGACUGUAUACAUAUAUCAAGGGAGGCUGUUUAUUGCCUAAAUGAAAGGCGGGUACCUCAGGGCUUUGUGAGAACAAUUCUAAAUGCAUAAAACUUCCUGAUUUCUGUGGUAUACCCUAAUUAGCUGUUGCAUGUAAAAUGAUUUUGCUUUUCUUAAAAUUGUAAAAGCACCAAAGCAUGUGUUUCCCACGGGGAUGUUACUAAGCUCUUAAAAUACCACACGAAGCACCACUGUUUAAAUUUGGUUCCUUUUUCAUUCAAGUAGGACAGUGUUAACUGGAAUUUUAUAAGAAAUAGCCUUUAAAUACAGGAGAAUAAAUGGAUUCAUGUUACAUAUUCCAAAAUGUUAAGUGUGGUGUUUCAAAGGACAGAAUUUUCUUGAAUUGCAGAAAUGCAGACUUAAAUUUUUUUUUAAACUGAAAGAAUGAUUUCAGGGUGUUUUUUUUUUACAUUUUUAUUGUGCAUCCCAAUAUCUAAAUCAGUCCUUAAUGGCGAUUAUAAUGAGUUUGCCUUUCAACUUUAUUCAAUGCAGUAUGAAAUUGUUUUCUUUAAGAAGUCCUUAAUCAAUGCUGCACUAGAAAUAGUUUCUGAGAAGUUACUGUACUUUGUACUUCCUGGUUUUUAAAAGAAAUGCAGAUGUGAGUGUACAAUAUCUGUUCUGAAUUAUGUUGAUCUGUGUGCAUGGUAUUGGAACAUUAUAUUAUUAAUGUUUAGUCUUAAGUACAUUUUUUCAGGGAUCCCAAAAAAGAUAAACUUUGAGUUCAUAAAGUUUGUCUUGUAGUAAUUUUGGCACUUCAAGGUAAAUUUUUCUGGCAGAAGCAGCUCGAAUUUAUGACUAUCACAAAGUACGGUGCAUUCAAACAGCAGUUUUCUUUCAAAGUAAAUGAUUUGGCAGUCUUCUGUAGAGCAGAGGCACAAGUGGACAAGAUGAGUUGAAGACAUUUUAAUACAGUAAUUGGUUUGGUUGACUUUACAUGACAGUGUUUGUUUGAAAAAUUUUAAAGUGUGUUAAUUUGCCAGUAUCAUUGUUUCAAAGGAUAUAUACAUAGAUUGAAGGGAAUAUUAAAUGGGGAAAGCAUAAAGGACUUUUAGAAUAUUAUGGUUAUCUUCAUUUUUAAUAUACAAAUGCUAUGUCAUAUAAAACUUUUUGUCUUUCUUAGAUGCACUAUAUAUUUGUUCAUAGGUAAAUCUGUAAAAUGUAUAUACUUUAUUUGGUGGUUUUGUUAUUUAUAAAUUUUGUGUCUUAACUAUUGCUUGUUUAUAGUUUGUUUGGGUGUUUUUUUUUUAUAUGUGUAUCACCACAUUAGUUUGUAAUGAAAAUGCACUUCAUAGAGUAUAUUGUUAUUGAUGUUGAAAAACCUUGUAGUAUUGUGUUGCUUCUAAGCAGAGCAAGUGUUUGAUUGUACAACUGAAUUAGCAAGCUAAUUACUGUUCCUGACAGGCUAGGUCUUUAAAAAAAAAAAAGAAUUAUUUUCCUUAUGCAUUUUCUGUUUUAAAUAUAUACUUUUGGGCAUGACAUAAAAUUUGUAAACUGGAUCUUAGCCAGUGUAUGCAUUUGGAAAAAAAAUGAGUUUGGAAAAAAUUUCAUUGUAGGAUAUCUGAACACUAUUUUGUUGUGUCUUAAAAUUUUUAUUCUUUUUUUUUUUUUUUUUGGCAUUUUGGGUCACACCCGGCGAUGCACAGGGGUCACUCCCGGAUGCACUCAGGAAUUACUCCUGGUGGUGCUCGGGGGACCAUAUGGGAUGCUGGGAUUCGAACCCGGGUCGGCCGCGUGCAAGGCAAAUGCCCUACCUGCUGUGCUAUCACUGCAGCCCCGUUAUUCUUUUUUUUUUUAACACCACCUGGAAUGGGGUGACCAAGGCAUUAUUAUUUUUUAUCAAAGAAAAUAUUCUUUAUUUACUUUGAAUCUUUAGAAAAUAUUGUUUAAAACCUUUUGAUCUUCUGGGGCUGAGCAAUAGGACAGUGGGUAGGGUGUUUGUCUUUCACACAGCUAACCCCUGUUCAAGGGUUUGACCCCUGACACCCCACAGUUGCGCAGAGCCCUGCCAGGAGUGUUCCCUGAGUGUAGAGCCAGGAGUCAGCAUUGAAUACAGCCCAGUGUGACCCCCAAAACAAAAAAAAAGCCUUUUGAUUUUCAAGAACUGCCUAAUAAAGUCUAUAAGGAAUUUUUUAGAAUCUUUAAUUGGCUUCCUGUGUAAUAUGAAAGAUGAUAUGAAAUGGUUAUCAUAUGAAUCCCCUUUUAAGGGCUCAUAAAUAGAAUAAAGUAAACUUCGCAGGUAUAGGUUUAAAAUUGCACACAUCAGUUCCUGUUCUACUCCUUCACUUUGGUCUGCAAACCUAAUUAAAGCACUGUGUUGCUCAGAUGCUAUGGUGAGCUUCUAGUCAGAAAGCCCCCAGGUAAAAGUUCAUUUUCAAUUACAUGAUCUUUGAGGUGUGGAUUUGGAAUGAGAAACUUUUCCCAAGGGGCUUACUGAAAAGCAGUUUUUAUUUUUUCACAUUUAUAGGAGAAAUAGCACUCAAAUUUCCAGAACCAUAUUAGAAAGUACCGUUACUAGCCAUGACAAUAAGAAAAAACAAAGAUACACAAAUGCAUACUGAAUAGCUGAUAAGAAAUUCACAAGAAUGAUAAUUCUGUCUAUGCAUUUUAGUUUCUAAAGUUCUGCAUUAAUAUGUGAAUAUGACAGAAAAGCAAUAUAUGGGUUAUUUGAGACUUGUUAAAAGAGAUUUAUUAGGGAUGAAAAUUUUGUGAGUCUUGGUCCUUAUACAUGAACAAUUGUGAAAGUUAGCAAUUUGUCCUUGGUGCUGUUUUUAAAUUCACAUUGACUUUUUUUUCAUGUUUAGAAGCAAAAUUAUUGAUUUGUGUUGAAAUUACACAUGAUUUGACUUUAUUAUUAUGUAAUCAAUUUUCCCACCUAUCCAGUCCUUCCGCUUAGAGUCAGCCACAAAUCUGUAGGAUUUAUGACAUACAUAUCUAGUUGAGUUUAAUAUUUUUAUUAGCCUGUAAAUAAUGAUGGCAUCUUCUACAUUAAAGAAAAGUAUUGAUCUUGGGUUUUUAAAAAAUAAACAGUUUGUUUCUUUCACGUUAAGUAUUUUCGUUUAUUUCUAGUAGCUUCUGUUAUUUAGACUGAUAUGUCAUUUAAAGUCCGUAUAAAGACUAAACUGAGGUGCAGGAAUGACAGUGCAUUGGGCAGGGUAUUUGCUUGCAUGCAACCCACCUGAGUUUGAUUCCUGGCACCACAGAUGGUCCCCUGAGCAUUAACUGGCAGCUGUGACCCCUGAUUGCAAAGCCUGGAAUAAUACUGAGCACUGCCUGGUAUGACCCCCAAACAAACAAAGACUGAAUCUAGUUACUUAGGGUAGAACGCCGGUGGGUGGGGCACAGGUGUUAGGAGUUAACUGAUCUUAACUGUUUAAUCAAACUUGGUUACAAACACAUUGAUGGAAAAGAACCUACAGAGCAACUGUGGGACCAGUUUUCUGUUGAAACUGAGAAGGCAAAAACUAACCUUAUACACGAUUAGCCAGUAUUAUAUCUAUAAGGAUGAACUUGAUUCUAAAAAAAAAACAAAACAGGUACUAUAUAAGAGUAUUUUUCUGUCUUUCCCUCUUACUGUCUUAUAAUAUAAUUUAGUAAAUUUUCAAAUGAUGUGUAAAGUAAUUUUUAGAUAGAUGUGUAAAGAUAUUUGUAGAUCUUUUGCCUCAUGUUCUAUAUUCAUCUACAGCAUAAGAUCAAGGUUGAUUGUAGGGAUGCCUUAUUUUUGCUAAGGGUAUUUGAGGUCAAACAGGAAGAUGUGGUUACAAAUCAUACUUGAUUCUUGAGUAUUAUUUGUAAUAUAUUUACAUUGAUGUAAUUAUAUUUCAGAAAACUACUUGAAGAUUUAGAAAUACUUUUCAUCAUUAACUUUCAGUUUGACAAUAUUAAUAUAUGCCAUGUAUCAUUUUAAAUUCCUAAUUUAUUUACCAACCAGUUUCGAACAAGAAAGUUUUCCCCAGCAUUUAUUUCCAUAGGGUCUUAGUUUAUGAAAAAAAAAAAAGAUUUGCACUUUGAUUUUUAAUUAUUCUGUUAGGUAUUUAUCUGGUUUUAUAACUAGCUUUUAAAAAUUAUGGUAUUAUGAAUCAUGUUGUUGGUGCUAAAUAUUUGUGUGAUAAUAAAUCUUUUUCAGGUUUAUUUUGAGAGGUCAAAUCACUGUUUGGGCUGCCUCGAGAGUGCCUCUCAGGUCUCCAGAAGGAAGGGAAGGCGCGUAACUGACUGAAGGCCAGCUGCUGUCAUCUGAAAUCCAGCCCUGCAUCCGUGCAGAUGCUCCACUUCCCACGUGCUGCAGCUUCUGUGACUGAUGAUCACAGGGAGAGUCUGACUCGGGGACUUUGACUUCAGGGUUCCCUGCUGGUCUUAUUUAAGGUGCAUUCACCCACCCUUCCUGCAUCUUCUCACUCAUGUGGGGUCAUGCCGGCAUCAGGUCUAGUUGCCUCCCAGCCCCCCACCAGUCCCCGCUCCCUCCUUAUCAGCAUUGCCCCCUAAUAAAUCUUCAGUUCAGCUGA